Messenger RNA from Cyclopterus lumpus (lumpfish), 2195 nucleotides. It is a transcript of the gene nt5dc2, whose product is annotated as 5'-nucleotidase domain containing 2. The coding region runs from base 95 to 1888 and encodes 597 amino acids. The transcript is spliced from 14 exons. The record is from RefSeq and is a predicted model, not a curated record. Gene Ontology annotation, molecular function: 5'-nucleotidase activity. Lineage: Eukaryota; Metazoa; Chordata; Actinopteri; Perciformes; Cyclopteridae.
UAAAUUAAGGACGAAGUGUUGUUUUUCAUCUGUUUGCGCGUGCAAAGCCUGCAACAGAGGUAUCGUUCAAACGUGUUACUAUUUGCACAGUAAAAUGUCUUUUAAGGCGGUGGGCACCGCGGUGACACGCACGCUGUGGACUCCUCCGCUCGCGCGGUCCCCCAAAGUGAACAGACUUUCGACAACGUGCAGGGUGUUAACAGCGAGCGAGCAAGGCGGUGAACAAAAUGUACUAAGCUGCAGCGCCGACUCCGACGGCCAGAAUGGCGACGUGCACUUCUCCGGCGAGCCUCUCCACAGAUGCAAGACCGGGGAGAAGAAGCGAGCCAAGGAGCCCGCGGGUGCUCCCGGUGUCAAGAAACGGACGUUCACCUCCACCGCGGCUCCGGUGAAUCAGACGUCCUACCUGUGGGCUCGGUACAAUGACACUAAGCGGCUGGUUCACGACCUGAUCCCACCAGGUGCGUGUAACCUCCUCAACUCCUCCACCAUCUACGCUAACAACGAGGUCGCCCUGGCAGAAGUGGACAUCUACGGCUUUGACUAUGACUACACUCUGGCGAUGUACUCUAAUGCCCUCAACGUAAUGAUCUACAACAAAGCAAGAAGCUUCCUAAUCGAACACUUUAAGUACCCUGAAGGCCUCCGCAAAUAUGACUACAUUCCCAACUUUACCGUUCGAGGUCUGCACUAUGACAUCCAAAAGGGUCUUCUGAUGAAGAUAGAUGCUUUCCAUUACAUUCAGCCAGGAACGGUGUAUCGGGGACUGACCCCGGUGUCGGACAACGAGGUCCUCCAGCUCUUUGGGGGGACUUACCAUGUCCCACUGCAGCAGGACAGCGGCUUCUAUGGAAAGGGUCCAAAGGUUAAGCAGUUCAUGGACAUCUUCUCCAUUCCUGAGAUGACUCUCUUGGCCUCGGCAAAUGAUUUCUUCAUCACCAACGGCAUCGAAUACGAUCCGGUUCACCUCUUCAAGGACAUCUCGGAAGCAAUUGGCAUGGUUCACCUGAAAGGCUACAUGUACAAAUGGGUCAUGGAAGAUCUUGAUAAGUUCAUUCUGAGAGGAGAGGAGACGGAUGCUGUUUUGCAUCGGUUGGUCAGUCAUGGAAAGAAGAUGUUCCUCAUUACCAACAGUCCCUUCAGCUUUGUGGAUAAAGGAAUGACUUACAUGGUGGGAAAAAACUGGAGAGACUUCUUUGAUGUUGUCAUAGUCCAGGCAGACAAACCUCACUUCUUCACCGAUUGUAUCAAACCCUUCAGGCGCUUGGAUGGUAAUGGAGACCUCAAGUGGGAAAAGAUAAACAGUCUGGACAAAGGACAGAUCUACAAACAGGGAAACCUGUUUGACUUUCUCAGACUCACAGGCUGGCGAGGUUCAAGGGUUCUUUACUUUGGAGACCAUCUUUACAGUGACUUGGCUGACCUGAUGUUGCGUCAUGGCUGGCGUACAGCAGCCAUUGUACCUGAGCUGGAGCCGGAAACCAAAGUGGUGAGCACGGACCGGUACACCGUGAGCCUCACCUGGCUACAGGCUUUAACCGGCCUGAUGGAACGCCUACAGACUCAUCGGGAUCCAGAGUCUAAACUGGUUUUUGAAGAAUGGCAGAACGAGAGAGAAGAGCUCAAGGUGAUGACAAAGAACGUGUUCAACCCUCAGUUCGGCAGCAUCUUCCGAACGUGUCACAACCCCACUUACUUCUCCAGGCGACUCUCUCGUUUCUCAGACGUCUACAUGGCCUCCGUCAGCUGUCUCUUGAAUUAUGACCUCGACUACACUUUCUACCCCCGCCGCACCCCCCUGCAGCACGAGGCUCCUCUGUGGAUGGACCAGCUUUGCACCGGCUGCAUGAAGACUCCAUAUCUGGAGGAGAUGUCUCACAUACGAUGAUGAGAUCUGUGCUCUCCUCAGUGACCUGCCGGACAUUUCUUUCAAUGUCUUUUUAAAUUGCCUGGUUUCUUUAGUCAAGAAGGUGGCGCACUACUCGCUGCUCACAGGGCAACGCUUUACUGGAUAGACCCACGUCUCCUGUGACUUCACUGGAAGGCGCUGUCGAUUUACCUGCCGUCCUGAGACCAUGCGAUUCAAGAUGGCCAGACACUCUGGUUGCUGCCUGAAAUGAAAGUGAUAUGAAAUUGAUGAGCAAUAUGGAGCUACCUUCGCACAUGUGCAAAAAUAAUAAAGAAGUACAAUCUGA